AUUUGCUUGGCGCCGCGACCUCAUGUAAAGACACCUCCUGCGCGAGAGCCAGCCCGACGUUACCUCUGCAGAGGAAAACGCAGCGGAGGAGCACCCAAAAUGGUUUAUUUCCGUCACAUCUGAACCCGCAAGCACGUUUGUACCAAGGAAGACGCGCUCUCUCUGUUUUUAAAAAUCCGCCGUUUAUUCGAGGCCUAACAAGGGGGAGGGGGGCGCCGAGCAACGAUGUGGAUCCAGGUUCGCACGAUAGACGGGAAGGAGACGCGAACCGUUGAGGAUCUUUCCAGACUGACCAAAAUCGAGACCCUGCGGCUGAAAAUACAAGACAUCUUCAACGUGAGCCCCCAGCAGCAGCGCCUCUUCUACCGGGGGAAGCAGAUGGAAGAUGGCCUGACGCUUUUUGACUACAACGUGGGUCUCAAUGACAUCGUCCAGCUGCUGAUUCGGUCUCAGAGCGACCCCCCCGACAGCCCCGCCACCAAGGACUCCUCAGGCGUUGCCAGUAGCUCAGCUCCUCUGCCUGACUCCAAGUCCGACAACUUCCAAGCUCCGCUCUCCCCCGAAGACGUGGAAACCUUGUCCGACACGGACAUCAAGGACGAAAGUGACCGCGCCACUGUUACCGAAACAAAGCCAGACACCGUCGCCACUAGUACCAAAAAUGGGUUCAGGUCCUCCAGUCCAGCUCAGGACACUCAGCCGCCAACAUCCAGCAGGAGCACAUUAAUCAACCCAGGGAUAGGCUUGUAUAAGAUUAACGAGCUGGUGGACUGCAGGGAUGUAACCAUCGGCGCCUGGUUUGAGGCCUGCAUUGAAAAUGUGACACUUUCCCCCAAAGGACAGAUAGCACCCACCAAGGGAAAGGUGGGUCGCCCCCCAAAAAGGACUAACGGGAAGCUGGAGGCUGAGCAGCAACAGGCCCACGGACAGGGUCAACACACGGACAGUAACAGGAAUAACCCUGUGUUAAACUCUGAAAGUAACGGAGCCUCCACCUCUCAGAAGGACUCUACCACAGAAACCAGGGAGAAAGAAGAGGACAUAGCUUACCACAUUAAAUAUGAAGAUUAUCCAGAGAAUGGUGUGGUGGAGAUGCGAUCGGUAGACGUACGGCCCCGUGCCAGGACCCUGCUCCGGUGGGACCAGCUGCAGGUGGGCCUACAGGUGAUGGUCAACUACAACAUGGAGACCCCAGACGAGAGAGGCUUCUGGUACGACGCAGAGAUAGUGGCCAUAAAUCAAACCUCUCGCACCAAUAAGGAGCUCCGGGUUAAAAUUCUCCUGGGGGGCCCUGAAGAUGUCAUCGGAGAUUGUAAAGUUCAGUUUUUAGAUGAAAUCUACCAGGUGGAGAAACCAGGAGCUCGUCCGCUGUCAAGCGCAGACGGACAGUUUAAACGGAAGAGCGGACCGGAGUGCAAGCACUGCAAGGCCGACCCCGACUCGGAGUGCCGAUUCUGCUCCUGCUGCGUGUGCGGCGGCAAGCAGGACGCUCACAUGCAGCUGCUGUGUGACGAGUGCAACAUGGCGUUCCACAUCUAUUGUCUCAACCCGCCACUGGCCACCAUCCCAGACGACGAGGACUGGUACUGCCCGACCUGUAAAAAUGACACCAGCGAAGUUGUUAAGGCGGGCGAGAAGCUCAAAGCCAGCAAGAAGAAAGCCAAAAUGCCUUCUGCUACCACUGAGAGUCAAAGGGACUGGGGAAAGGGUAUGGCCUGCGUGGGGCGCACUAAAGAAUGCACAAUUGUUCCCUCAAACCACUACGGACCUAUCCCUGGCGUUCCUGUGGGAACCACCUGGAAAUUCAGAGUGCAGGUGAGCGAGGCGGGCGUCCACAGGCCGCACGUCGGCGGCAUCCACGGCCGCAGCAACGACGGCUCCUAUUCCCUGGUGCUCGCCGGGGGCUUUGAGGACGAAGUGGACCGGGGGGACGAAUUCACCUACACAGGCAGUGGGGGUCGCGACCUCUCGGGAAACAAACGGAUUGGAGAGCACUGUUUUGACCAAACGCUGACUCACAUGAACAGGGCAUUAGCCUUAAACUGUGACGCGCCCCUGAAUGACAAAGUUGGAGCCGAGUCCAGAAACUGGCGGGCGGGGAAACCGGUGAGGGUGGUACGCAGCUCCAAAGGUAGACGCAUCAGCAAAUACGCUCCAGAAGAAGGAAACCGCUACGACGGUAUUUACAAGGUGGUGAAGUACUGGCCAGAGAUCGGAAAGUGUGGUUAUUUGGUGUGGAGGUACCUGCUGAGACGAGACGAUCUGGAGCCAGCACCCUGGACCCCUGAAGGACUGGAGAGGAUAAAGAAACUAGGCCUUUCAGUUCAGUACCCACCAGGCUAUUUGGCAGCCAUGGCUAACAAAACAAGGAAGGAGGCCUGUGCUAGACCUGGUCGAGGCGGUCGCAGUAAGCACUAUCCUGGAAGGGGGAGGCCACGGAGGCGCAAGAUUAAAACGAAAGAGGAGGAGGAGGAGGAGGAGGAGGAGGGGGCGGAGGCAGAGGAGGGGGAGGAGGAUGAGGAGGGGGGUGAGCCUCCAGAAACCCAGAUGGAAGUGGAUGCACCACAAAGUAAUGGAGAGCAGAAGACUGCCGGAGAAACUGAAUUGUCACCAGAGACCGAGCCUCCGUCUAAACGUGUCAAGAUAGAGGAGACCUUCCAGCUGACCGAGCAGCAACAGCAGCUGAUCCAAGAUGACACAGCCAACAAGAAGCUCUGGGAUGAAGCCAUUGAGCACCUUAAAGAGGGACCGAAUUUCCUGCGCAAGCUGGAGCAGAUCUUCAUGUGCGUCUGCUGCCAGGAGCUGGCCUUCCAGCCUAUCACCACCAUCUGCUCACACAAUGUCUGCAAGACCUGUCUGCAGCGCUCGUUUCGGGCUGCGGUGUACACCUGCCCCGCCUGCCGCCACGACCUGGGCAAGGACUAUGUCAUGAACCAAAACAAGAAGCUCCAGAUUCUGCUCGACCAGUUCUUUCCCGGCUACAGCAAGGGCCGGUGAGGUCGAAAACCGACGCGAAUGGGGUGGAACACACGCGCAUAGGCGUCCGUCGUGCGCGCGCCCUCGUAUACUGUCAAUUACGUAGAGCUCGACUUUGAAAUGCGUUGCACUCACAUAAUGUACUUAACCACGGGCAAGUGUAUUUUGCAUUUACAGCCAUUUUUACGUAUACAAUCAUUUACACACGAACCACCUCAGUUAGAGACUGACCUCGUCUGCUUGAAACCUGGACCGUCUCCCUUUCACGUCACCAGCCUGGAAAUUCAAAACGAAGGGACACGUCUUCACCUCGCUACCCCGGCAACAAAGAAGUGGGCACAAAAACGAACGCACAAAACGGGCCUCCCUUACCCACAAUCCCACCCAUCAUCUCAAGCUCUCUCCUCUAUUGCAGUUUUUUUUAUUUCUUUUCUCCCCCUUCCUUCCACUGUGUUGCCCGCUGGCGCUGUUAAUCGACACGCAGUACAUUGUUUGGGUGCAAAUUCAUGCUCGAAAGCAACGUUUUAAACUCCUGCCAACCUGCUCGCAUUUUCACGUACCAUGGAUGCAGUUUUCCACAAACCCGCGGAGGUCAUUCAAGAGAUUCUCUCACUGGCCGUGUGGCGGUUUACGGUGCAAGUUUGAGGUGGAGAUUUUCAAAGGAAGGGGUUUUACACACUAUUUUAUAAAACUGAAGCACUAUAUUAGUGACUCGUGCUGUACGCUUGUUUCUAGGCUAGUCUGGUGCAUUUCCUGCAUCGUGUUCGGUGCUCGCGUCGCUCUGAAUCGCCUGACUUCUUUCUAUUGAGCUAACGGGAAUAAAUAAGGCUUCAUCAAGGUCAUGGGAGGAGGAGAAAAUUGAAAAUCAAGCGCUGGUUCAGGUAUUAUUAUUCCUUUUUUUUUUUUUUUUUUUUUUUUUUUUGAAUGAGAACUGACUUAAACUAAACUUAAAGGUAAAGGAGUGAAUUGUGAGGAAAGCGGUUUGAGCAAAGAUUUCACUGUAAGCGAAAAGGGCCGGGCAUUUCUGGGACAUCAGAAGAGGUCGCUUUGGUAUUUUCUCUUUACUUACCGCACAAAUGCUCUGAGCGUCGCUUGCUUUAACGUCUGAAAGGCACUGCCUGUGUUUGCCCUUGAUGUUACCAGGUAACCAGAUUCAAGCAAGACUUUUUUUUUUUUUCUUUCAUAGAUGUGUGGAUCAGAAUGUUCUCAGCAAACGUUCGUCAGCUAUUUUACUUGUUGCUGUAAAUGUUCAGCAGUGAGCUUCUGGCAUCUGAAAAGUAGAGCGAUAAAUGGUCGCAUAGCCGUACAUGGGCGUGUUUGUCACGAUGCACGCUGAAAAUGGUGAUGGAGGUGGCUCAGAGCGCAGGAAUGGAGAUUUAUAAUGAGGCCCAAGUCCAGGGCUGAUAGCCCCCCCCUCCCCCUUUUACACCUGCUGCUGCACACUGCCUGAAAGCUGGCUGAAAGAAGGCUCGUGCACUUUUACCUAUCUUACAACGACAAAGACAAAAUUUGGUCUUUUGGAAAUGUUUGUAUCCGUUAGUCAGCUGAUUGCUAGCCACUCCAGAUAGCCUAAAUAAUUAGAUAACGUUAAUUUUACAUCACUCUAUGAAAAGCAAAGAAUUGGUGUAAUUUAAUGCAAAAUAAGUACUUUUACUAAGUAUAGCUGGUGUUUCUUCUAUUGGGCAUAUAUCAACAAUAACAAUUAUUGAUGACAAUUUUAUAAAAUAUAAUAUUAAAUCAUAAUCAAUAGGUAAAAUUACUUUAAUAGCAGAAAAAAAAUGUUUGUUGCUCUUAUUGUUUUAAAUUAAAGCAACUAGAUCGUGUUAUGGUUUUGUGUAGAUACUGUAAAACUGGUAUUUUCCUUUUAGUUUCUCGUGCUGAGAGACUCCCCCAGUACAUGACCAAUAAACAGUUAAAGAAAAUACCAUUAAGUUACUCAUUAGGUUAUAUUCCUAAAGUUAAAAUGUGUUUUACAGCAUUGUUUGCUCUGCCUUUUGGUUAUGCAGUGUUCAGCAUUAGAGAUCCGUCUAUUUUCAUGCCAGUUAAUGAUCUGCUAAACUGCAAACUCACAGGUCAAACAGAAUAUGCUCCUGGUCGGUAUAUGACUCUCAUUGUGCGAUGGCCGAGAGUGAAAAUAGUGUUUUUAACACAAAAACGUCAAACGAAAAUGCACAACCAGACCUAAUUACUUCUAUUUAAAACAGAAAAGCAACAGCUAUACCUACUGCUAUGUAAAUAAUUCACUGUAAUGAUUAACAGUCACAAUAAGGUUAUCAAUACCAUAGACUUAAGCAAAAAUAGAAAAUUAACACUUGCUAAUUUAGGUGUAUAUAUAUAAAAAAAGAAAAAUAGUUGCUGUUUAAUUUAGUCAGGCUAUCUGCACAGGUAGCCAGCCUGCAGUUAGCUACACAACAGACAUGCCAUUUGUAGAUGCCAAAGGUUGUUUUAAAAGAAUACAACGAGCGAUUUAGUUUCCACACCAUGACUAUGCUUGGAAGAAGUCGCCUCCUGUCAGCCAGCUGACCGCCAGUGCACAGCAACAGUGCGGGGAGGCACUUUUUACACAGCUGCAGAAAAGUCUGGUCACCCCGGCACGUUCUCUGGAGUAUUAUUAUGAGUUUAAAUCCUAGGAAAUAUGCCAAAAAAAUAAAAUCAGGCACAUGCCAUUACUCCGGUUUCUUAAAUGUACCAGUAUGAACCUGUAACAGGUGCACACAGGUGUGGCUAUAGUGCGUUUUAAGCAAAGUGAACAGCAGAAAGUGCUGCUGGGAUGGAGGCAGGAGAUGAGUGGUAACCUGGCUGUUUUCGACCAGCGGGGCUCCAGCUAAGUGCAGAAUGAGAGAAAUGAAGUGUUCAUUAACCUUUUAAAUCACGCUAACCAAGUCAAGGAGACUCCAAAAGUAGAUGUACGAACCGCUAAAUGGUCAUAAUAAAGACUGUGUGUGAAAAUGAGCCAAUCAGAGAUGUCGUUGUACUGCCUUAAGCGUCAUAUAACAUACCAAUUUUAUUAAGUACGUCCUAACACAGUCAAGUCAAGGCUCGAUAGGUGCCUGUGACUAAACUGAAAACCCUCUCCUCGUGCUUGUUUUAUUAAAUCAAUCACCUUUUGGUCUUAUUAAAAGCAACGGUGCAAAUGAAAAAGAGCACUCUUAAUAUAGACGUCGCUCAAAUCUUAGAAUAGUAGCUAAACUGUUUUAAAAAAGGAAAAUUGCUUAUCUUGGUUGGUUGAAAAGCGUAACAAGAGGGGAAAAUUGAUUUCCUUUUUUUUUUCUACUGGAUGUGUAUAGAGUAAUGAGGAUUUGUAACUUGAAAUUUUUUUAAAUAUAUAUAUUUUUUGUGUACGCAGGUUCUAGCAAAACGCGUAGCCCAUAAUAACCUCGGAUCGACUGCUAUGAGCAUUACACAAACAAUUGUAUGUUCACUGUAUGAAAGAUUCCCGCAUUUAAAAAAUAAAAAUAAAAAUAGGAAUGACUAACCAUGUUGGAUAUGAAGCAUUAACUCGACUAUGAAUGGAGGUGGGGGGGUUGUUUUGUUUUUCAUCAAGAAUUGUUAAAACCAAACUAAAAGCACUUAGAAACAAACAAUUGCUGAUUUUAGUUGCUGUACGAACACCCCUGCAGCAGUAUUGUAAAGAUCUUAAAGAUUCUCACCCUUUUUUUUCAUUGCUUUUAUCCUUUUGAGUCACAUUGACUUAAAUCUUUUCCAAAGUGUCAUAACCCGAAGCUUUUAGCGGCCAGGUCUCUCUUACAAAUUCAAACUGUGGGUCCUCUUAAGCUCUGUCUGCUAAUUCAAGCCAUUAAAAGAUUAAUAAACGUGCUUUUCUUUCAUGCAUCAGAAUUUUAUUAACGCAAAGCGAUUUUUUUUUUUUUCUGUCGUGACCGAGACAGAUUUGCGCCUGCUGGCAUGGUACUUCAAAAUGUCCCGGGUUGGCAGGUUUGACGGGAAACCGAGGGAAACACGCGAUGGAGAGCUGAUCCGUACCGUGGACAGAGGUCACCUGCAGUGUCACCGUUCAGACCAUGUCAUCAGAUUAGUUUUUUGCUUUGGUUUGGGGGGGGGGGGGGGGAAUGUAGCCCACGUUUAAAUAGCACCCAGGUCAUGUGCGAGGCUGAAUUUACGACCCUUUUUUGUUCAGACUCACCCGUUUCUGUUCACAUGCAAGUCCGCGACCACAGUCGUUCAUCUAUCUGCAGGCUGUUUUUUGUUUUAGUUGGCGUCCUUGUUUCUGUUCAGUCAUUCAGGAUUUAACUUUUUAUUUUUAUUUUUUUAUCUGUAACAUGCAAGUACAAAUGCUACUACAGUCUUUAAAAGCUAAAUGUGAUGUGCAUUAUCUUGUUGCAGUUAUUUUUUUUUUCCUCCCCUGCAUUGACUAUUAAAGCUAACAGGCUCCCUUUUCUCUCUGCUCUCCGUGAACCUAUAGUACUAACUUCUAGACGUCUUGUGGACGCUUGGCUUCAGUGCUGUGUUUUUUUGUUUUGUUUUUGUUUUUUAUUGCACUCUACUGAAAUACAAAUUUCGAGCUGUCACAUUUGGUUUUCCUAGAAUGCUCGCUGUAAUCUCUGUCCGUACUCCGAUUUUUCUACUGUUUUUAUUUUUAAUUUUAGUUUGCUUACAUUCUGUUUUAAUCAUUAGUUUUAUGUUGGCAGCCUCAAACAUUUGCAGCACAUGCCAAUCUGAAAAUUUCAUUGCUUCAUAUUGUGAUCUGAAAUUUUAUACAUGUCAUAAUACUUGAUAUGUACCAAUUAAAUAUUUGGAUUCAA
Messenger RNA from Fundulus heteroclitus (mummichog), 7736 nucleotides. Its product is annotated as E3 ubiquitin-protein ligase UHRF2. Gene Ontology annotation, molecular function: ubiquitin protein ligase activity; protein binding. The record is from RefSeq and is a predicted model, not a curated record. The coding region runs from base 226 to 2997 and encodes 923 amino acids. NCBI's taxonomy places the organism in Eukaryota, Metazoa, Chordata, Actinopteri, Cyprinodontiformes, Fundulidae. Gene Ontology annotation, biological process: protein ubiquitination; negative regulation of gene expression via chromosomal CpG island methylation. The transcript is spliced from 16 exons.